Molecule: messenger RNA, 2557 nt
Organism: Corylus avellana
Lineage: Eukaryota; Viridiplantae; Streptophyta; Magnoliopsida; Fagales; Betulaceae
Product: type-1 restriction enzyme mjaxp r protein (DUF668)
Biological process (GO): positive regulation of growth
Source: RefSeq, a predicted model, not a curated record
UGCUUUCCUCCAUGUGGCUCUUAUUCCUACUGCAGUUUCCUAGCUCUUUCUCCCUCUCUCUCUCCUCUCUCUCUCCUCUCUGAGUUUCGCAGCUUCCCUUUGGUGUUUGGACCUGAAAAGAUUCGUGGGUUUUUUUUCUUCAUAUGAUCGUUUUUGAUAUUUACUGCAGAAUCAAAAAAUAUGGUGGGUUUGGCUUGAAAAUAUUGACUUAGAUUUUGGGUAAGAGAUGGUUGCAGAGUCGUGGUUUCGCAAUCUGUGGAAGACUCCACGGAAGCAUGAGGCUGGUCUUGGGAAGCUGUCGAUUGGAGUGUUAGCAUUUGAAGUUGCAAGCUUGAUGUCUAAGCUGAUUCAUCUAUGGCAGUCUUUAAGCGAUAAGCAAAUUUCUAGGUUGAGAGAAGAGAUCGCAAAUUCAGUGGGGAUAAAGAAGCUUGUCUCGGAUGAGGAAAAUAUAAUCGUAGAUUUGAUAUGUGCAGAGAUGUUUGAGAAUAUGGUAUAUGUGGCAAAAUCUGUGUCCAGGCUUGCGAGUAAGUGCAGUGAUCUUAGUUUGAAGAAUUUUGAAAGUGCUUUUGAUGAUUCAAUAAAAACUGGCCUUGAUCCAUAUGGAUGGGGAUUUACAUCGAGGAAGAUGGAAAAGAAAGUGAAAAAGAUGGAAAGGUUCAUUUCUGCCAAUGCAAACUUGUAUCAGGAGAUGGAAAUUCUUGCAGAUCUAGAACAGACUUUGAGAAGAAUGAAGGGUAGUGAUGACGUAGAUGGUGUAAAUUUGCUUGAAUAUCAGAAGAAGGUUGCAUGGAAGCGGCAGGAGGUGAAGAAUCUGCGACAGAUCUCUCUGUGGAACAAGGCCUAUGAUUACACUGUUCGUCUUUUGGCUGGAUCUUUGUUAACUAUAUUCAGUAGGAUGAAACAUGUCUUUGGAAUUCAACAGAUGGAUGCUGAUGUCAGUUAUUCAGAAGACAUGAAUACUGAUUACAUCCAUCGCAGCCACUCAGUUUCUGCGUUGUUGCAGUCUUCUGUUCAUCCAUCGGAGAAUGGUCUUGCUAAAUUUGCUUCAGGUCCCCUUGGAGGUUUUAUUGCUAAAUCAGGACCAAUUCCACGAGAAAGUAAAACUAGCAGUUUCUAUUCGGGUCCUAUUGGCGGUCCAACCACAAAAUCUGGCCCUCUUUCUGGAAAGAAUAAAAAUGUCAACUUCUUUUCAGGUCCUCUUGCAAGGGGAACGACAAAAUCAGGUCCAAUUUCUGGUUCAGAAGAAAUCCGGCACAAAAAGUGGUGGAGCUAUAGCCGGUCACCCAUGAUUCAUGGGAAAAAACAUCAUUCGAAACCCAACCGACUGACCCAAGUCGGACCUUUUAAAGGAUGCAUGAUGGCUGGAAAUAGUUCUCCUGUCGCCAAUAGUUAUUUAAGUCCGAAUGUUGUGUAUUCAAGAAAUCUCAAUGGAGUCAGAGAGGUUAAUGAGGACCUUCUUGCUCCAGGAAAAACUGAGCAUUCUAAGGUAUCAAUCUUCAAUUUCAAGCGCAGGUUAUUGGAUGCUCCACCCGAAACCCUUGGCGGUGCUGCUUUAGCACUGCACUAUGCAAAUGUUAUCAUUGUAAUUGAGAAACUAGCGGCAUCGCCUCACUUGAUUGGUCUUGAUGCAAGAGAGGACUUGUACAAUAUGUUGCCCACAAGCGUGAGAGCUGCGCUUAGGGCAAAGCUGAAACCAUACAGCAAGAACUUGGCUUCAUCAGUUUCUGAUCCAGAUCUUGCGAGUGAAUGGAGCGAGGCAGUGGCAAGGAUAUUAGAAUGGCUGGCUCCACUUGCUCAUAAUAUGAUAAGAUGGCAGUCUGAGAGGAGUUUUGAGCAGCAGAGCUUGAUUUCCAGGACAAACAUUCUUCUAGCACAAACCCUUUACUUUGCAAAUCAAGAGAAGACAGAAGCAACAAUCGCCGAGCUUCUUGUUGGUCUGAAUUACGUCUGGAGAUUUAGUAGAGAAAUCAAUGCAAAAGCUCUAAGGGAGUGUGCUAGCAGUAGAAUAUAUGAUGAAUAUUUGGAUCUGGAAAAGUAAGAUUAUUUCAGUUCAUGCCAAUUUCCAGCUGAAACUAAACUCCUUUGCAACUGAAAGGCUUUAGGAGUUAUAUUGGGCAUCAGUUCCAGCCGACUUGCAAAAAUAUGAGAUUCUCAAUUCUACAUGAAAAACAUCGAAUCGUUCGCAUGGUGCCGAAGUGGAAGAGCCCUGCCUACCUAUAAUUCUUAGCAAGUUAAAGGUAUUGUUUGAGCAUCCAAGCUUCUUCUUUUUUUUCUUUUUUUUUUUCUUUUGGUGAGAAUUCCUAGCAGCCAAAAUUUGCUUCUCUAUUUUCUUCCUCUUAAAGCAUAGUUUGUAAUUGGUUCAAGCCUGAAAGGUGUACUUAUUAGCAAUACCCUAUAGUAAAUGUGUAAGUAAAUAUAAAGGCUCUCCUCCUUAGUUAAGACCUCUCAUGUUCAGGUAUGUUGUUUCAUUUUGAGUGGCAAUCUGUAUUUGAUGUUAUGAUGCUGCACUUUAUCCCACAUUGCAAUUGAAGGCUACUUCACCAAUUAUCAGAUUCAA